AUGGGUUCAUCAACAUCAUCAUUACCACCAUCUAUCAGAAAUUACCCUGUAAUUAUUAAAACAAAAAAUGGAAAACAAUUUUCUAUGAUGUAUCAUUCAUUAAAUGAACAUAUUCUUUUACUUUGGAAAGUUAUUAAUCAUCCAGAAAUGACACAAGAAGAACCGGAAUUAAAUUAUUAUAUUAAAGAUUAUUGUAAACGAAUGAGUAAAGGAAAAAUGAGAACAUAUGAUCAACAAGAAAACCUUCCAUGGCAACUUGAACGGAUUUGGCAUGUUCACUGA
Messenger RNA from Rotaria sp. Silwood1, 282 nucleotides. NCBI's taxonomy places the organism in Eukaryota, Metazoa, Rotifera, Eurotatoria, Philodinida, Philodinidae. The record is from the annotation of a GenBank genome assembly.